Pelobates fuscus (common spadefoot toad) is the source of this 1687-nucleotide messenger RNA. RefSeq names its product POC1 centriolar protein A (gene POC1A). NCBI's taxonomy places the organism in Eukaryota, Metazoa, Chordata, Amphibia, Anura, Pelobatidae. The coding region runs from base 317 to 1627 and encodes 436 amino acids. Gene Ontology annotation, molecular function: protein binding. The transcript is spliced from 11 exons. The record is from RefSeq and is a predicted model, not a curated record.
AGAGGUUACUGAAGGCGCCAUGAUCGGCGCGCUGACGUCUGUAACCCUUUCGUGCCCGGGGCAGCGAUACUAUCAGUCAGUUAGAAGGCCCAGCCUCCCCAUGCCAGCCUUGCUAAGGGUUAACACCGCCCAACGGCGGCAGAUUUGGAUGGAGUUUGCGAGCUGGUCGCUAGGGAAGCCAUCAUUCAGGCGGUGACUGACCCUGAGCGAAGAGGCAGACAGUCUGCUCGCAGGCCGAGUUAUAAAACGCUUUAUUAUAUACAGAGCGCCAACAGCAUCCGAAGCGGAGUACAAAUCCAUUCACAGACAUUGCAAAAUGAUGGGGCAGCCGGAUGAUCCUUCUCUGGAAAGGCAUUUUAAAGGACACAGAGACACCAUCACCAGUGUGGAUUUUAAUCCCAACAUGAAACAAGUUGCAAGUGGUUCAAUGGACUCCUGUUUGAUGAUCUGGAAUAUGAAACCGCAAAUGCGAGCAUACCGCUUUGUAGGGCAUAAAGACGCCAUUUUGUCAGUUGAAUUUUCGCCUUCAGGGCACCUCAUUGCAUCUGCUUCCAGAGAUAAAACUGUUCGUUUAUGGGUACCUAGUGUAAAAGGAGAAUCCACUACAUUCAAAGCACACACAGGAACGGUUCGCAGUGUUAGUUUCUCAGGGGAUGGACAAUCUUUGGUCACUGCUUCUGAUGACAAAACUGUGAAGGUGUGGACCGUCCACAGACAAAAAUUCUUAUUCUCACUGAAUCAGCACAUAAACUGGGUGCGCUGUGCAAGGUUUUCACCUGAUGGAAGGCUUAUAGUGUCUGCUAGUGAUGACAAGACAAUAAAACUGUGGGACAAAACAAGCAGAGAGUGCAUACAUUCAUUCUGUGAGCACGGUGGGUUUGUUAAUUAUGCCGACUUUCAUCCGAGUGGCACUUGCAUAGCUGCUGCAGCAACAGACAAUACUGUGAAGGUUUGGGAUAUCCGUAUGAACAAGCUGAUCCAGCACUACCAAGUGCAUAGCGGCGUGGUAAAUGCACUUUCUUUUCAUCCGUCUGGGAAUUAUCUCCUCACAUCAUCAAAUGAUUCAACCCUAAAGAUUCUUGAUUUACUGGAAGGUCGGUUACUGUAUACUCUUCACGGCCAUCAGGGUGCAGUUACUUGUGCCAGAUUUUCGAGAGAAGGAGAUUUCUUUACGUCUGGGGGAUCUGAUGAACAAGUAAUGGUUUGGAAAACAAAUUUUGACUCUGCCAGUUACACUGAUGUGAUUGCACAUAAACAACGGACGUUUGCUAAUGAGACACAUGUCAAACCAUCUGGCCAACUAAAAGACUUCCUUCAAUCCGUUGCAAAUGAACAAAUUGAUGAGCCUGCAGAAAUGGAUCCGGUCAGUACACCUGUCCACGUCAAACAAAUGAAUCCUACUAUAAAGCUGUACCCCACUGAGCAGCAGGAAUCCCCAGAAAAUGCAGCCAAUCUACACAAUGUGGCAAACACACUGGAGCAUAUAGUAGGGCAGCUAGAUAUCCUUACUCAGACUGUAGCUAUUUUGGAGCAGAGACUUUCUUUGACAGAAGACAAAGUGAGGGAGUGUAUAUCAAAAAAGCAAGUUACGUUUCCAUUUGUGGACUCUGAUUCACAGAAGUCUUAAUUUCAACUGUGUGAUAUAUUUUUUAUUUUUUAAUAGUGUUGUAUUGCUGUAUAUUUAAAA